Messenger RNA from Nerophis lumbriciformis (worm pipefish), 1557 nucleotides. NCBI's taxonomy places the organism in Eukaryota, Metazoa, Chordata, Actinopteri, Syngnathiformes, Syngnathidae. The record is from RefSeq and is a predicted model, not a curated record.
AUGCCCAGAGAGCUGACCCAGAACAAGAUCCAAAAGAUCUGGGUUCCUACCAAGGAUGAUAAACCGGCACCCAGUAGAGUGGGUGGUGUCCCCCACAUGGCCAACCCCCCAACCGUCAUCGUGAUGGUGGGCCUGCCAGCUCGGGGCAAGACGUACAUAUCCAGGAAACUCACGCGCUACCUCAACUGGAUUGGAAAGCCCACCAAAGUCUUCAACGUGGGGGAGUACCGCAGAGAGGCGGUCAAGAACUACAGCUCCUAUGAUUUCUUCAAGCCUGACAACGAGUCCGCUGUCAAGAUCAGGGAACAAUGUGCCUUAGCAGCCUUGAGGGAUGUCAAGUCCUACUUGCAGGACGAAGGAGGCCAAGUAGCGGUCUUCGACGCGACAAACACGACGAGGGACAGACGCAAUCUGAUUCUCCAGUUUGGCCGUGAGAACGCCUUCAGAAUCUUUUUUAUCGAGUCCGUCUGCGAUGAUCCAAGUGUCAUUGCGUCAAACAUCAUGGAAGUCAAAGUGUCCUGUCCGGAUUACAAAGACUGCAACAAGACUGAUGCCAUGAUGGAUUUCCAAAGGAGGAUUGAAUGUUACAAAGCUAGCUACCAACCUCUGGACCCUGAUCAGCACGACAGGGAGCUUUCCUUCAUCAAGGUGAUUGACGUGGGCCGUCGAUUCCUGGUCAACCGCAUCCAGGAUCACACCCAGAGCAAGAUCGUCUACUACCUGAUGAACAUCCACGUUCAGCCGCGCACCAUCUACUUGUGUCGACACGGAGAGAGCAUGGACAACCUGGAGGGUCGACUGGGCGGCGACGCCGGACUCUCGCCGAGGGGCCGACAGUUUUCUGCAGCCUUGGCUGGGUUCGUUAAGGACCAGCAACUGAAAGAUCUCAAGGUCUGGACCAGCCAGUUGUGCUGCAGCAUCCAAACGGCCGAGCACCUGGGGGCCCCGUAUGAGCAGUGGAAGGCCCUCAAUGAAAUUGACGCAGGCCUGUGUGAGGACAUGACGUAUGAUGAGAUUAAAGAGAAAUUCCCUGAGGAGUUUGCCUUGAGAGAUGAGGAUAAAUACUACUACCGCUACCCUGCCGGAGAGUCCUACCAGGAUCUGGUUCAGAGGGUGGAGCCGGUCAUCAUGGAGUUGGAGAGGCAAGAGAAUGUGCUGGUUAUCUGCCACCAAGCCGUCAUGCGUUGCCUUCUGGCUUACUUCCUGGAUAAAAGUGCAGAUGAAAUGCCCUACUUGAAGUGUCCGCUUCAUACCGUGCUGAAGCUCACCCCUGUGGCCUACGGGUGCAAAGUGGAGUCCAUCUCUUUCAAUGUGGAGGCAGUCAACACUCACAGAGACAGACCAGAGGAGGUUAAAAAAGGUCCUGGCAGCUUGAUCCGAAGGAACAGCGUGACCCCGCUAACCACCCCCGAAACGAACAUCAAGAAACCUCGCAUCGACGACCUGGACGAGGCCCCCGUUCAGGAACUGCCCCGUUCGGUGGCUUCGUUGGCGCUCUGCGGACCCUCGCACGUGAUGCUAGCCGGCCAGCACUGGCUGGGCAAAGUUUGCCUGUAA